GUUCAACGUACCACAUUGGUGGAAGAACACAGGCUGAACAAUAUCUUGGGGACUUGGAACGACUGUCAUCACAAAUCGCCCUCGCAGGUGCAUCGUCUGGAACCUCUGAGACAAAACCCCAAGUCCACGAGUCUGCAUCCCAUUGUUCUUCAGGCUGUCAAUCAGUUGCCUUCGUUACUGUCAUGAUCCCAAGUCGCCUACUGGACGAGUGCUCUCGAGCACUGAAUACUGUCUUGUUGCUAGGGAAUUAGGGCCGGCGCUGGGACAGUACUUAUCAGGCACCCGCAGUGCCACUGUUGCCUUUCUCUCCACGAAAUUCCCUCACUCGCGCUGUCCACCACCUCUUAGCUGCUUGCUGAACAUCAAGGUCAGUUCUUUCUCUAGUACGAACAGAACUGACUCGUAGCAUCACAGGUACAGACACGAUGGCUACUACGGCCUUGGUGACUGCGUCGCCCCAGGCUGGCCCCACUACUGACAGCUCUGCCACACCGUUCAAGUCGCCACCGAAGCAGGCUUCAUACACCGCGAAUUUUCCGUUCAACAACGCCCACAGAGAUGCGGACGCUAUUCUGCAGACCGCAGACAUGGCGAAAUUUUACAUCCAUCGAGCAGUGCUGCGUAUCGCGUCGUCCUUCUUCGCGGACAUGCUCUCAUUGCCUCAGCCCGCGUCGUCGGACUCUGACUCUCACAACGAGUCUGCCCUUCCCGUCAUUCACAUCUCGGAGAACGCGGACACCAUUGACCGUCUGCUGCGCAUAUGCUACCCUGUCGCGAAGCCAUGUUUCUUUGGUGUUGCGUUUCUCAGCCCUAUCCUUGGAGCCGCAAUCAAGUAUCAGAUGACUGAAGCAAUAGCCGUGUUGACGAAGGAGUUGCUAUCCUCUUGUGACUCUGAUCCUCUGCAGGUGUUUGCAGUGGCGUGCAGGCACAACCUCGAAGGCGCUGUCCUGCAAGCGGCAGCGGCAUUCUGUGUGUUGAAGCAGGAGCAAAGACCCUGCCCAGCAACAGGGCGGUAUCGCGUCCCUCGACCCAUCGCCGAGUACACGGAGCUGAUGGAUACCGUGUCGGCGUCGGCAUAUUACCAGCUGCUUCAAUUCCACACGAAACGCGCGUCCGCUACUUCUGUUUUCGCUGUUCCGACACCUAAAUUCUGUUUGCCUUUGGCGCCGAACCGACCGUCGAUCCCUAGCGGAAAUCAGGAACAGGCCCCUGCUCCCUUCGACGACACAAACCACGGGGAUACUGUCCUCUACUCUUCUGACGGCGUCAAGUUCUACGUUCAUCGUAAUUUCCUAGCAUUUGCAUCCCCCGUCCUACGCGAACGGCUUGCGCUACCGCCGGAUGCCGCUCGCUCGACCUGCGAACAUCGGGUCAGCAUCGCGGAGCACGGGUCUAUCCUGGCGCUUUUGCUGCCUCUGUGCUACCCCAUGGCAGACCCCGCCAUGCCAACGAGGUCCUCGCACGACGAUCGUAUCCACGAUGCUUGCUCGCUUCUCGACGCAGCGCGCAAGUACAAGGUCACGAGGGCAGAGGAGUUCGCAAAGCGGAUGUGCAUCAUCGCCGCGGAGUCGUUCCCGCUGCGGCUGUACCUCAUCGCCUCGCACUACGGCUGGGACAACAUGAUCGAGCAGUUCGCCCUUCGCGCGGUCUACGAGCUCGCCGACUCGGACGCCCACGUACCGGAAAUGGACGUCGUGUCCGCAGGGCCGUACCGCCGCAUCCUCGUCUACCGCCAGAAGUGCCGGAACGUCAUCCUCUCGAAGUGGCAUGGCGGCAACGCUCCCCAGGCCCAAUAUUGGAGUCAGGAGCCGUGGCGUGCCCAGGAACAGGCCGCUCGUGACCCUCCCGCGAGCCUGAAUGUGGAGAGCGUCUUGCCCUCGUCGACGAGCCAGGAAGCUCCAGCAGCGGUACCGGGUGUGUUCGGCCAAGUUGGACCACCUGUGUUUGUUGUCGGUGGCGGGUCUGCAUUUGGCAGAUCAUUGCCCGCUGACGCAAAGAAGGACACUGGCGCGGCUAAGGAUGCUGUCACUGUCAGUAAGCGGUCAUUGUCGCUGAGACAACAGACGAUCUUGAAGAUAGCGGAGGAGCUUGUAAAGGGACGGCAUCCAGUGGCGCUCUCAAUGGUCGCGUAUGCACGCAGGCAGCAGCACGGUAUCGAUUUUGUAGCGAUACUUAACAGCGCAUCUAGCUCUAUGUCAAUCCCGAGUACGCCUGUUGACCCAGACGCGUCAGCGACUCACUCUGAAUCACUAUCCACGGAGUCAAGCCUGGCCAUAGCGAACGGCGACGGACCUGCGACAACCGAAAACGUCGAGGUCAAGACCGCCGAUACACCCUUCAACAACCCGUACGGCGAUGCAGACGUGAUCCUUCGAUCCUCGGACGCGGUCGAUUUCUACGCACACAAGGCCAUCCUCCGCAUCUCGUCGACCGGGCCGGGACCCGCACCAGCCUUCCGCUCCAUUGUUACCGAGCGAGGAAGAUACGCUUCAACGUUGAACAAUGGCGAAGGUGCAUUCUCCAUGUAG
This is a messenger RNA of Rhodofomes roseus, 2528 nucleotides long. RefSeq lists its product as uncharacterized. The coding region runs from base 426 to 2528 and encodes 700 amino acids. Lineage: Eukaryota; Fungi; Basidiomycota; Agaricomycetes; Polyporales; Fomitopsidaceae. The record is from RefSeq and is a predicted model, not a curated record. The transcript has 6 exons. Gene Ontology annotation, molecular function: protein binding.